Messenger RNA from Lodderomyces orthopsilosis Co 90-125, 771 nucleotides. RefSeq names its product Nat4p (gene NAT4). The record is from RefSeq and is a predicted model, not a curated record. Gene Ontology annotation, molecular function: protein N-terminal-serine acetyltransferase activity; histone H4 acetyltransferase activity; histone H2A acetyltransferase activity. The transcript has a single exon. Bases 1 to 771 code for a protein of 256 amino acids. NCBI's taxonomy places the organism in Eukaryota, Fungi, Ascomycota, Pichiomycetes, Serinales, Debaryomycetaceae. Gene Ontology annotation, cellular component: nucleus.
AUGUGCUUUGGUUGGUGGUUCAGUUUGACUAAUUUUUCUCUAUUUUGGAGAUGCGCGUCGCGUGUAAUUAUUUCCUUACUAAACAUUGCAAGAACAAGCUACAUGGAAGUCAGUUUUGAAAUUGGUGGGGAACCCUUCAAUGAAUACUCAGAGGAUAAUGUCAGAUUGAAUGAAUUAAUUGCUGCCGAUGUAAUUCUGAACUACAUGCGAGGCAGGUUCAAUUUUCCCAAAUAUAAUACGACCAUCUUACAAAGCAAAGACUUGCCAAAAUCAUUAUUAAAAAUCGCUGUCGAUAUCAUUGAUGGAACUAUUGGAAACCUUUACAUUAAACAUAAUGGAAGCAAUUGGAAGAGAGAAAAGAAGGUGGAACUAAAAGAACCUGGGCUACUAUUUGUAUUUCUAGUAGACCCGAAAUCAACCACAGUAGUGGCUUACAUAUGCUUCAAAUUGUGUCUUGAUGAUGACGACGACUUGGUGUUAUAUUUGUACGAAAUACAUAUAACUGAAGAACAUCAAGGCCAAGGACUCGGGCAAUUCUUGAUAGAUGACUUUCACAAACUAUGCAUUGACUUGGUUAAAUCACCCAAUAAGUUGUACAAGCUAUUAGUGGGCAUGGCGUUAACGGUGUUCUCCGACAAUGAAAGAGCAUUGUUGUGGUAUAGAAACAUGGGCUACAAAUUGACUGUUGAUUCUCCAGUUGACAAAGUAUUGAGAAAUGGCAAGGUUAUAAAACCUGAUUACUAUCUACUAAAACAUGUAAUAACUAUUUAG